Pieris brassicae (large cabbage white) is the source of this 5510-nucleotide messenger RNA. RefSeq names its product ATP-binding cassette sub-family G member 1 (gene Atet). Bases 228 to 2405 code for a protein of 725 amino acids. Lineage: Eukaryota; Metazoa; Arthropoda; Insecta; Lepidoptera; Pieridae. Gene Ontology annotation, molecular function: ATP hydrolysis activity; ABC-type transporter activity; ATP binding. The transcript is spliced from 8 exons. Gene Ontology annotation, cellular component: plasma membrane. The record is from RefSeq and is a predicted model, not a curated record.
UUCUGCAAUCUGUUCAAUGUUCACGCCUGUCUUCACGUCAGUAAAACAGAAACGUAGUUAGGGUAUAGACGUUUUUUGUUUCGUACUUCACAAAACAAUAAGCAAAAUCUGGUAUCCAGUGUGCAACUUCGUUAGAUUUCUUGUGUUUUUGUACUGUGAUGGUGAGUUAUCAUCGCAUAUUGUGGAUUUUAUUUUUUUGAUAGAAUUACCAGGAUGAUCUGGCAGCGAUGACGUCAGACAAGAAGAUGGAGUCGAAAGGCACCCAGAUCCACUUGCCGCUGAUCAGUCGCGGUAGCCGCGGAGAGAUUAGCGACAAAGUCACUUUCUCACAGGUGAAGUCUCCGCCGGAACAGCUCAAUAAUGGACAAGUUUUGGGGGGCUCACAAAUUAACUUGUGUAACGGCGGAGCUGGAGCCAUGGCUCUGGUCCCGAAGAUUCCCAAUGGUUCAGCGUGCCAGAAGAAGCCAAUGGCCACCCUCACACAUCUGCCCAAGCGACCGCCGGUGGACAUAGAAUUCUCAGAUCUCUCAUACUCAGUCAGUGAAGGAAGAAAGCGAGGUUAUAAAACUCUACUGAAAUGCAUCAAUGGUACGUUCAGGUCCAGUGAACUGACAGCCAUAAUGGGACCAUCGGGUGCCGGGAAAAGUACCCUUAUGAAUAUUCUCGCUGGGUACAAAACCUCAAACGUGAGUGGCUCAAUUCUGAUCAACGGUAAAGAAAGAAAUCUCCGACGCUUCAGGAAGUUAUCCUGCUACAUCAUGCAGGACGACUGUCUCCUGCCUCACCUGACAGUCCGAGAAGCAAUGACGGUAUCCGCAAACCUCAAACUCGGCAAAGACAUGACCGUGAACGACAAGAAGAUUGUUAUAGACGAAAUCCUCGUCAUGUUAAGCCUCAAAGAAGCGGAGGACACGCGAACAAUAAACCUGUCUGGCGGUCAGAGGAAGCGGCUUUCCAUCGCUUUGGAGUUGGUUAAUAAUCCUCCAGUGAUGUUCUUCGACGAGCCGACGUCGGGUUUGGACAGUUCCUCUUGUUUCCAGUGUAUAUCGUUGCUAAAGUCUCUAGCUAGAGGUGGAAGAACCAUCAUAUGUACGAUACAUCAGCCGUCUGCGAGGCUGUUUGAGAUGUUUGACAAUUUGUACACAUUGGCGGAAGGGCAGUGUAUAUAUCAGGGAUCUGUUAGGGAUUUGGUUCCUUUCAUGUCGACGAUGGGCCUGCAUUGUCCCAGUUACCACAAUCCAGCUGAUUACGUUAUGGAAGUGGCGACGGGUGAACACGGCGAGUGGGUUCAUAAGUUGGUGCUAGCCGUGAAGAAGCCUGAACGGCCUCACGCCUCUGCUUCCAACUGUGUCUACAACAACCUCGCUAAGAACAACAUUCAGAAGGAGGCCUUGGAGAUUGUUAUCGACAAGCCUACUUGCACAGUGCUAGAUCUCUCAAGCUCGGAACCAGCUUCCGAGAAACCGCCGAUUCCAAAUUCGAACAACCUUGCGCCAGUCACCUGCACCACGUCUCUUCUCGAUUCAAACGAGAGCUUCAACAAGAAACCCCAACACACCGGCUUCCCAACAUCGGGUUGGAAGCAAUUUUGGAUCUUAUUGAAGCGGACCUUCAAGAGCAUUAUAAGAGAUCCAACACUCACACAUUUAAGACUAAUUUCGCAUACAGUCGUCGGCUUGCUUAUCGGAAUGCUGUAUUAUGAUAUUGGAAUGGAUGCUGCAAAUGUUCAGAGCAAUGCUGGAUGUAUUUUCUUCACUGUAAUGUUCACAAUGUUUACUGCUAUGAUGCCUACUAUUUUAACAUUCCCAAUGGAGAUGAGUGUGUUUGUGAGGGAGCACCUGAAUUACUGGUAUUCACUUAAAGCGUUCUACUUCGCUAAGACGAUAGCGGAUUUGCCUUUUCAGAUCGUGUUUAGUGGCGUCUACGUAAUAAUCGUGUACUUUAUGACGAGUCAGCCGAUGGAGUUGGAUCGGAUAUUAAUGUUCGCGACCGUUAAUAUCCUCACGGCGCUGGUCGCCCAGUCCCUAGGCCUUCUCAUUGGAGCCGCUAUGAAGAUUGAAACGGGGGUCUAUCUCGGGCCCGUGACUACAAUCCCAGUGGUCCUAUUCUCAGGUUUCUUUAUCAAUUUUGACGCCGUUCCCGAAUACUUAUCUUGGCUCACAUAUGUCAGUUACAUUCGAUACGGCUUCGAAGGAGCCAUGCUAUCCGUAUAUGGCUACGACAGAGAAAAACUCAAAUGCUCUAUCGACUUCUGCCAUUACAGAAAGCCGAGCCAAUUCCUUAAAUAUAUGAGCAUGAAUGACGCAAACUUCUGGGUAGACAUCGGUGCUCUCACCGUGUUCUUUAUCGGUAUUAGAAUAAUCUCCUAUCUAGUUCUAAGAUUCAAGUUAAAAAUGAUGCAGUAGAGCACAAACCGCUUUGUAUUUACGGUGAUAAUUCUUUCCAUUUUAUCGAGUUAGCAACACUGCCGUGUCUGUUGAAACUGACAAUUGUCAUCUGACAACUGACAAGUCGGCUGACAGCUGUCAGUUUUAUUGUUUACGCCGGCGCAAUUAGUGGUCGACGUAGGUUUAUAUGUAGUUUUCGAAAUAAUUAGCUUUAUAGUAUGCAGCUCGACUUAGUCGAUGGUUUAUAAGUAAUUAGGUUAAGAUUUUAUAGUUGAUCGGGCCCAUGACUUAAUUUUAAGUUAAAUAUUGAUAUUAUUUCCAUGUAAUCAUUGCAAUCGUAGAUGUUUACGUACGUUAAAUGGUACCUUCGUCUCAGUCUGUCAAAAUCACAUUAUUGGAUGAAGUUUCUUCAACACAAAGUCCGUUUAAAAAAAAUACGGAUUUGUCAUAUUACAAGCCCAACAAAUCAAUAAAGAGAACAACUAGAACAACUUAUAAUAACACGUUGAGCUAAAUUGUAUUUUAAUAUACGUUAGCUUCAUAAAUAUACUUUACUAUUACUUUAACAUAGUACAAUAGGUAUUUGGUUAAUCGAUAGUAUUAGUCGUUUAAAGUUUGUUCCCAUUGAAGGUCACGCUCGGACAUGUGACCAGUUCGUAACAAUGCCAUUGUGUAUACGUACGUAUAUGUUUUGUCUCUUUUCACCAUAGAGUAGAUACGAUGUGAUUAAAGAUUAAUUAGACUAAGAUGUGUAAAUCCGGUAACAAUUUGCCUUGUAUUUUUUUGUAUUCCAUAUUCAUAGUUCUAGCCUUUAGAAGAUUUGUAUAAUUCUGCACACGUAUUUGAUCUUUCACUCAAUUUUUAUAUCUCAAAAGUCAAAAAUCAUAUAGGUAGUUCAUAUAUGUAACACAAUGUACUUAUGAACGCCAAAAAAAGAAAUAUACAUUAAAUGCUUCUAAUUUUACAUUUACUCCCAGUUCUCAAAUCAGGUGUGUAGAGCGGAAGAAAAGAACUGGCAAUAAACUCUCCGCCACUCUUUUUAAUCACUAAGAUUUUUUUUUUGUAUUACACAACGUUUGUAAGUUGUUGCAACCAUUACAUCAUAUUCCACAUAUGAGUAGGAACUAGACAGAAACGAUAGGAAAAAUUAAUCCUUUCUAGACAUCUUUUAAGUCACAUUAGAGCUUUAAUGUGUAAACCUUGUGUGAUAAAGAACCUAAUAUUUGUUUGCAUUUAUUUUAGUAUGUACUACAUUUACUCUAAUACAUCACAAAUCUUAGAAGUUCCCUAUUUGGAUUAUAUUUCUCGUAUUAAGAACAGGACUUGACAUCAAAUCACUCCUCGACAGUUGCUUCCUACUAACUAAUGCUAAACUAAAUUUUUAUGGGAAUGACAUAUAAUAGUGAUUUUGUCCCAAGCCCCUUAGUUAGCCCUUAUUCUAUAAGUUCCAAUAGCGAAUCCGUCUCAAUAAUAGGGAAUUUACCGCACUAUCUCAAGGUUGUGACGGAUAUUAAGAGUACUAUAUCAAACUUGCAAACACAAUCGUAGGAGUCUUCAUCGCUUUCGCUAUAGGAAUUUACAGAGUGAGAGCUCAGAUAUCGUGUUUAAGUUAGUACAAAACUUUGUCUGUUCAGUAAUGUUUAUUAUCCGAACAGAUAUAGAAAAGUGUUAUAAAGUCUAUUUAUUAAAUAUCUUUAGACAAUACAUUCAGAGUCGAGGCUUAGCGCUACCGCAAGUCAAAACGUCAAAUCGUAACUCUAGUAUGUCAAAAACGUAUUUUGACAUACUAGAGUUACGAUUCACAUUUGUCAAAAUGUAAUACAGUUUUCAGAGUCAUAGUAAGCGCUCUCAUAAGUCUCGUUUCUAAAGCUUAUCCCUAAAUCAUAAAUAAAAUUGCAAAAAUUAUAUAAUAAUUAGUAAUAAUAUAUGACAAUGGUAAUAAUAUUUGCAUUAUGGUUUUAGUUAUGUAUUGUAUUAGUUUUAAUAUCACUUCGACUACAUUUCUCUAAAUGUAUUACCCAAUUUAGAAUUUAAUACUGUGUUUUGUUAGGUAUUAUGGUAUUUUUAAUUUUAGAAUAAAUUCGGACUUGUUAUAAAACAUGGACACGUACCAUAUUUGUUCCAAGUAAAAUGGUUACCAUGGUAACAAUGGUAUGUAGUUUAAGAUUUAUAAUGAGGCCGGAUACGUUAUAUGUGAUAUUUGGUUUUUUAUAUAUUAAAUUUAGUUAUGAAAUAGGGUGCCACUGUCGUGUUAUGAAAAUUUGUAGUUUUAUUUUAUCUUACAAUACGGGGCCUACCAUGAACGUUAAAACAUGCGAAGUACUGGAAAUGUUUUUAAAAAACUGGGCCUAUACUUGUUGUUUAGUGAUAUCCAUGGAUACUUACACUGCCAAAAGGCUCGGCCUUUUAAGAAUCGAUAAAUUAUUUCCUAAAACUUAUCACAUUUUGUACUAGGAAGUGACUUUGCCUUGCAAUUGGCCAUAUAUUUACCGCUUACAUCGUCUUUGACCUAUAAAAUGGUCAUAAUACGAUAUUAUCUUACUGAAAUAAGUAUUUGUAUUGGUUUUUAAAAACGUCGAAACGGUACGUGGAACGUCAAAAACCUUGUUAAUGGAACGGGAUUUCUGAUAUCAUCGCUUGGCUUUUGAGGCACGUGAUCAUUACGUUGGCAUGUUUGAUUAGUUCAUGGGUUGGCAUUAAGAUGUCAAUGAAGAAUGGCUUCCAGGUUCUGUUUUGAGUGAAUAAUGUAGAAAAAAUGCAAGUGUAUUAAUGAUAUAAUACAAUAUGGAUUAGUAAGUGUAUGAAUUUUUAUAAUUCUUAAGUCAGUGAAGGAGUCUAAUUGUUCACUUAUGAAGUAAUACACGUUAUAAAUGUUUUCUAAGCCUUCGCAAUACAUUAUAGAGCUCUUCAAUUUUAAUAUGUUCUGUUUCUCGCAAAUAAAUUUUCGAUUUUGACAGACUAAGAACAAGAAAUGGCAGGCGUACAUAUCUUAUUCGCCGUUCACUACAUUCUAGCUGUAAUAGUUAAAUUUUAAUUAUGCUAUCUUUCAUAAUUCUCUUCGUCGGUAUCUUAAUUACCAGUAUUUAUGGAUUAUUAAUAAACGACUGUGAUUUUUAUAGUGAA